AUGCCCAAAUUCAAGAUGCCCUCUUUCGGGGUGUCCUCGCCUGGCAAGCCCUCCGUGGAGGCCUCCCUGGACGUGGCUGCCCCUAAGCUAGAGGCAGACGUGACUCUACCCUCAGUGCAGGGCGACCUCAAGACCCCUGACCUGAGCAUUCAGCUGCCGUCCGCCGAACUGGAGGUAAAGGCCGGCCAGGUGGGCGUGAAGCUGCCCGAGGGCCAGCUGCCAGAUGCAGAGCUGACCGCUCAGGCUGCUUCAGGAUCGGGCCUCAAGGGCCACCUGCCCAAGGUAGAGAUGCCUAGCCUCAAGAUGCCCAAGGUGGACCUGAAGGGCCCCCACGUGGACCUGAAGGCUCCCAAAUUUGACGUGAAGGGCCCCAAGGGUGAGCUGAGCGGCCCAGACGUGGAGGGGUCGAUGCCCGGCGUCGCCGUGGACAUCCAGGUCCUUGGAGCAAAACCGGAGGGGGACCUUGACUUGGCCGACAAGGACGUGGCCGCCAAAGACAGCAAGUUCAAGAUGCCCAAAUUCAAGAUGCCCUCUUUCGGGGUGUCCUCGCCUGGCAAGCCCUCCGUGGAGGCCUCCCUGGUCGUGGCUGCCCCUAAGCUAGAGGCAGACGUGACUCUACCCUCAGUGCAGGGCGACCUCAAGACCCCUGACCUGACCAUUCAGCUGCCGUCCGCCGAACUGGAGGUAAAGGCCGGCCAGGUGGGCGUGAAGCUGCCCGAGGGCCAGCUGCCAGAUGCAGAGCUGACCGCUCAGGCUGCUUCAGGAUCGGGCCUCAAGGGCCACCUGCCCAAGGUGCAGAUGCCCAGCCUAAAGAUGCCCAAGGUGGACCUGAAGGGCCCCCACGUGGACCUGAAGGCUCCCAAAUUUGACGUGAAGGGCCCCAAGGGUGAGCUGAGAGCCCCGGGCGUGGAGGUGUCCCAGCCGGGCAUCGACGUGGACAUCCAGGCUUCUGGAACAAAGCUGGAGGGGGACCUCGGCCUGACCCUAACCGACAAGGACGUAGCCGCCAAAGACAGCAAGUUCAAGAUGCCCAAAUUCAAGAUGCCCUCUUUCGGGGUGUCCUCGCCUGGCAAGCCCUCCGUGGAGGCCUCCCUGGACGUGGCUGCCCCUAAGCUAGAGGCAGACGUGACUCUACCCUCAGUGCAGGGCGACCUCAAGACCCCUGACCUGAGCAUUCAGCUGCCGUCCGCCGAACUGGAGGUAAAGGCCGGCCAGGUGGGCGUGAAGCUGCCCGAGGGCCAGCUGCCAGAUGCAGAGCUGACCGCUCAGGCCGCUUCAGGAUCGGGCCUCAAGGGCCACCUGCCCAAGGUGCAGAUGCCCAGCCUAAAGAUGCCCAAGGUGGACCUGAAGGGCCCCCACGUGGACCUGAAGGCUCCCAAAUUUGACGUGAAGGGCCCCAAGGGUGAUAUGAGAGCCCCGGGCGUGGAGGUGUCCCAGCCGGGCAUCGACGUGGACAUCCAGGCUUCUGGAACAAAGCUGGAGGGGGACCUCGGCCUGACCCUAACCGACAAGGACGUAGCCGCCAAAGACAGCAAGUUCAAGAUGCCCAAAUUCAAGAUGCCCUCUUUCGGGGUGUCCUCGCCUGGCAAGCCCUCCGUGGAGGCCUCCCUGGACGUGGCUGCCCCUAAGCUAGAGGCAGACGUGACUCUACCCUCAGUGCAGGGAGACCUCAAGACCCCUGACCUGAGCAUUCAGCUGCCGUCCGCCGAACUGGAGGUAAAGGCCGGCCAGGUGGGCGUGAAGCUGCCCGAGGGCCAGCUGCCAGAUGCAGAGCUGACCGCUCAGGCUGCUUCAGGAUCGGGCCUCAAGGGCCACCUGCCCAAGGUAGAGAUGCCUAGCCUCAAGAUGCCCAAGGUGGACCUGAAGGGCCCCCACGUGGACCUGAAGGCUCCCAAAUUUGACGUGAAGGGCCCCAAGGGUGAGCUGAGCGGCCCAGACGUGGAGGGGUCGAUGCCCGGCGUCGCCGUGGACAUCCAGGUCCUUGGAGCAAAGCCGGAGGGGGACCUUGACUUGGCCGACAAGGACGUGGCCGCCAAAGACAGCAAGUUCAAGAUGCCCAAAUUCAAGAUGCCCUCUUUCGGGGUGUCCUCGCCUGGCAAGCCCUCCGUGGAGGCCUCCCUGGACGUGGCUGCCCCUAAGCUAGAGGCAGACGUGACUCUACCCUCAGUGCAGGGCGACCUCAAGACCCCUGACCUGAGCAUUCAGCUGCCGUCCGCCGAACUGGAGGUAAAGGCCGGCCAGGUGGGCGUGAAGCUGCCCGAGGGCCAGCUGCCAGAUGCAGAGCUGACCGCUCAGGCUGCUUCAGGAUCGGGCCUCAAGGGCCACCUGCCCAAGGUGCAGAUGCCCAGCCUAAAGAUGCCCAAGGUGGACCUGAAGGGCCCCCACGUGGACCUGAAGGCUCCCAAAUUUGACGUGAAGGGCCCCAAGGGUGAGCUGAGAGCCGCGGGCGUGGAGGUGUCCCAGCCGGGCAUCGACGUGGACAUCCAUGCUUCUGGAACAAAGCUGGAGGGGGACCUCGGCCUGACCCUAACCGACAAGGACAUAGCCGCCAAAGACAGCAAGUUCAAGAUGCCCAAAUUCAAGAUGCCCUCUUUCGGGGUGUCCUCGCCUGGCAAGCCCUCCGUGGAGGCCUCCCUGGACGUGGCUGCCCCUAAGCUAGAGGCAGACGUGACUCUACCCUCAGUGCAGGGCGACCUCAAGACCCCUGACCUGAGCAUUCAGCUGCCGUCCGCCGAACUGGAGGUUAAGGCCGGCCAGGUGGGCGUGAAGCUGCCCGAGGGCCAGCUGCCAGAUGCAGAGAUGCCCGCACAGGCUGCCGCAGGUUACGGCCUCAAGGGCCACCUGCCCAAGGUAGAGAUGCCUAGCCUCAAGAUGCCCAAGGUGGACCUGAAGGGCCCCCACGUGGACCUGAAGGCUCCCAAAUUUGACGUGAAGGGCCCCAAGGGUGAGCUGAGCGGCCCAGACGUGGAGGGGUCGAUGCCCGGCGUCGCCGUGGACAUCCAGGUCCUUGGAGCAAAGCCGGAGGGGGACCUUGACUUGGCCGACAAGGACGUGGCCGCCAAAGACAGCAAGUUCAAGAUGCCCAAAUUCAAGAUGCCCUCUUUCGGGGUGUCCUCGCCUGGCAAGCCCUCCGUGGAGGCCUCCCUGGACGUGGCUGCCCCUAAGCUAGAGGCAGACGUGACUCUACCCUCAGUGCAGGGCGACCUCAAGACCCCUGACCUGAGCAUUCAGCUGCCGUCCGCCGAACUGGAGGUAAAGGCCGGCCAGGUGGGCGUGAAGCUGCCCGAGGGCCAGCUGCCAGAUGCAGAGCUGACCGCUCAGGCUGCUUCAGGAUCGGGCCUCAAGGGCCACCUGCCCAAGGUGCAGAUGCCCAGCCUAAAGAUGCCCAAGGUGGACCUGAAGGGCCCCCACGUGGACCUGAAGGCUCCCAAAUUUGACGUGAAGGGCCCCAAGGGUGAUAUAAGAGCCCCGGGCGUGGAGGUGUCCCAGCCGGGCAUCGACGUGGACAUCCAGGCUUCUGGAGCAAAGCCGGAGGGGGACCUCGGCCUGACCCUAACCGACAAGGACGUAGCCGCCAAAGACAGCAAGUUCAAGAUGCCCAAAUUCAAGAUGCCCUCUUUCGGGGUGUCCUCGCCUGGCAAGCCCUCCGUGGAGGCCUCCCUGGACGUGGCUGCCCCUAAGCUAGAGGCAGACGUGACUCUACCCUCAGUGCAGGGCGACCUCAAGAUCCCUGACCUGAGCAUUCAGCUGCCGUCCGCCGAACUGGAGGUUAAGGCCGGCCAGGUGGGCGUGAAGCUGCCCGAGGGCCAGCUGCCAGAUGCAGAGAUGCCCGCACAGGCUGCCGCAGGUUACGGCCUCAAGGGCCACCUGCCCAAGGUAGAGAUGCCUAGCCUCAAGAUGCCCAAGGUGGACCUGAAGGGCCCCCACGUGGACCUGAAGGCUCCCAAAUUUGACGUGAAGGGCCCCAAGGGUGAGCUGAGAGCCGCGGGCGUGGAGGUGUCCCAGCCGGGCAUCGACGUGGACAUCCAGGCUUCUGGAACAAAGCUGGAGGGGGACCUCGGCCUGACCCUAACCGACAAGGACGUAGCCGCCAAAGACAGCAAGUUCAAGAUGCCCAAAUUCAAGAUGCCCUCUUUCGGGGUGUCCUCGCCUGGCAAGCCCUCCGUGGAGGCCUCCCUGGACGUGGCUGCCCCUAAGCUAGAGGCUGACGUGACUCUAACCUCAGUGCAGGGCGACCUCAAGACCCCUGACCUGAGCAUUCAGCUGCCGUCUGCCGAACUGGAGGUUAAGGCCGGCCAGGUGGGCGUGAAGCUGCCCGAGGGCCAGCUGCCAGAUGCAGAGAUGCCCGCACAGGCUGCCGCAGGUUACGGCCUCAAGGGCCACCUGCCCAAGGUAGAGAUGCCUAGCCUCAAGAUGCCCAAGGUGGACCUGAAGGGCCCCCACGUGGACCUGAAGGCUCCCAAAUUUGACGUGAAGGGCCCCAAGGGUGAGCUGAGCGGCCCAGACGUGGAGGGGUCGAUGCCCGGCGUCGCCGUGGACAUCCAGGUCCUUGGAGCAAAGCCGGAGGGGGACCUUGACUUGGCCGACAAGGACGUGGCCGCCAAAGACAGCAAGUUCAAGAUGCCCAAAUUCAAGAUGCCCUCUUUCGGGGUGUCCUCGCCUGGCAAGCCCUCCGUGGAGGCCUCCCUGGACGUGGCUGCCCCUAAGCUAGAGGCAGACGUGACUCUACCCUCAGUGCAGGGCGACCUCAAGACCCCUGACCUGAGCAUUCAGCUGCCGUCCGCCGAACUGGAGGUAAAGGCCGGCCAGGUGGGCGUGAAGCUGCCCGAGGGCCAGCUGCCAGAUGCAGAGCUGACCGCUCAGGCUGCUUCAGGAUCGGGCCUCAAGGGCCACCUGCCCAAGGUAGAGAUGCCUAGCCUCAAGAUGCCCAAGGUGGACCUGAAGGGCCCCCACGUGGACCUGAAGGCUCCCAAAUUUGACGUGAAGGGCCCCAAGGGUGAGCUGAGCGGCCCAGACGUGGAGGGGUCGAUGCCCGGCGUCGCCGUGGACAUCCAGGUCCUUGGAGCAAAACCGGAGGGGGACCUUGACUUGGCCGACAAGGACGUAGCCGCCAAAGACAGCAAGUUCAAGAUGCCCAAAUUCAAGAUGCCCUCUUUCGGGGUGUCCUCGCCUGGCAAGCCCUCCGUGGAGGCCUCCCUGGUCGUGGCUGCCCCUAAGCUAGAGGCAGACGUGACUCUACCCUCAGUGCAGGGCGACCUCAAGACCCCUGACCUGAGCAUUCAGCUGCCGUCCGCCGAACUGGAGGUAAAGGCCGGCCAGGUGGGCGUGAAGCUGCCCGAGGGCCAGCUGCCAGAUGCAGAGCUGACCGCUCAGGCCGCUUCAGGAUCGGGCCUCAAGGGCCACCUGCCCAAGGUGCAGAUGCCCAGCCUAAAGAUGCCCAAGGUGGACCUGAAGGGCCCCCACGUGGACCUGAAGGCUCCCAAAUUUGACGUGAAGGGCCCCAAGGGUGAGCUGAGAGCCCCGGGCGUGGAGGUGUCCCAGCCGGGCAUCGACGUGGACAUCCAGGCUUCUGGAACAAAGCUGGAGGGGGACCUCGGCCUGACCCUAACCGACAAGGACGUAGCCGCCAAAGACAGCAAGUUCAAGAUGCCCAAAUUCAAGAUGCCCUCUUUCGGGGUGUCCUCGCCUGGCAAGCCCUCCGUGGAGGCCUCCCUGGACGUGGCUGCCCCUAAGCUAGAGGCAGACGUGACUCUACCCUCAGUGCAGGGCGACCUCAAGACCCCUGACCUGAGCAUUCAGCUGCCGUCCGCCGAACUGGAGGUAAAGGCCGGCCAGGUGGGCGUGAAGCUGCCCGAGGGCCAGCUGCCAGAUGCAGAGCUGACCGCUCAGGCCGCUUCAGGAUCGGGCCUCAAGGGCCACCUGCCCAAGGUGCAGAUGCCCAGCCUAAAGAUGCCCAAGGUGGACCUGAAGGGCCCCCACGUGGACCUGAAGGCUCCCAAAUUUGACGUGAAGGGCCCCAAGGGUGAUAUGAGAGCCCCGGGCGUGGAGGUGUCCCAGCCGGGCAUCGACGUGGACAUCCAGGCUUCUGGAACAAAGCUGGAGGGGGAGCUCGGCCUGACCCUAACCGACAAGGACGUAGCCGCCAAAGACAGCAAGUUCAAGAUGCCCAAAUUCAAGAUGCCCUCUUUCGGGGUGUCCUCGCCUGGCAAGCCCUCCGUGGAGGCCUCCCUGGACGUGGCUGCCCCUAAGCUAGAGGCAGACGUGACUCUACCCUCAGUGCAGGGAGACCUCAAGACCCCUGACCUGAGCAUUCAGCUGCCGUCCGCCGAACUGGAGGUAAAGGCCGGCCAGGUGGGCGUGAAGCUGCCCGAGGGCCAGCUGCCAGAUGCAGAGCUGACCGCUCAGGCUGCUUCAGGAUCGGGCCUCAAGGGCCACCUGCCCAAGGUAGAGAUGCCUAGCCUCAAGAUGCCCAAGGUGGACCUGAAGGGCCCCCACGUGGACCUGAAGGCUCCCAAAUUUGACGUGAAGGGCCCCAAGGGUGAGCUGAGCGGCCCAGACGUGGAGGGGUCGAUGCCCGGCGUCGCCGUGGACAUCCAGGUCCUUGGAGCAAAGCCGGAGGGGGACCUUGACUUGGCCGACAAGGACGUGGCCGCCAAAGACAGCAAGUUCAAGAUGCCCAAAUUCAAGAUGCCCUCUUUCGGGGUGUCCUCGCCUGGCAAGCCCUCCGCGGAGGCCUCCCUGGACGUGGCUGCCCCUAAGCUAGAGGCAGACGUGACUCUACCCUCAGUGCAGGGCGACCUCAAGACCCCUGACCUGAGCAUUCAGCUGCCGUCCGCCGAACUGGAGGUAAAGGCCGGCCAGGUGGGCGUGAAGCUGCCCGAGGGCCAGCUGCCAGAUGCAGAGCUGACCGCUCAGGCUGCUUCAGGAUCGGACCUCAAGGGCCACCUGCCCAAGGUGCAGAUGCCCAGCCUAAAGAUGCCCAAGGUGGACCUGAAGGGCCCCCACGUGGACCUGAAGGCUCCCAAAUUUGACGUGAAGGGCCCCAAGGGUGAGCUGAGAGCCGCGGGCGUGGAGGUGUCCCAGCCGGGCAUCGACGUGGACAUCCAGGUCCUUGGAGCAAAGCUGGAGGGGGACCUCGGCCUGACCCUAACCGACAAGGACGUAGCCGCCAAAGACAGCAAGUUCAAGAUGCCCAAAUUCAAGAUGCCCUCUUUCGGGGUGUCCUCGCCUGGCAAGCCCUCCGUGGAGGCCUCCCUGGACGUGGCUGCCCCUAAGCUAGAGGCAGACGUGACUCUACCCUCAGUGCAGGGCGACCUCAAGACCCCUGACCUGAGCAUUCAGCUGCCGUCCGCCGAACUGGAGGUUAAGGCCGGCCAGGUGGGCGUGAAGCUGCCCGAGGGCCAGCUGCCAGAUGCAGAGCUGACCGCUCAGGCUGCCGCAGGUUACGGCCUCAAGGGCCACCUGCCCAAGGUAGAGAUGCCUAGCCUCAAGAUGCCCAAGGUGGACCUGAAGGGCCCCCACGUGGACCUGAAGGCUCCCAAAUUUGACGUGAAGGGCCCCAAGGGUGAGCUGAGCGGCCCAGACGUGGAGGGGUCGAUGCCCGGCGUCGCCGUGGACAUCCAGGUCCUUGGAGCAAAGCCGGAGGGGGACCUUGACUUGGCCGACAAGGACGUGGCCGCCAAAGACAGCAAGUUCAAGAUGCCCAAAUUCAAGAUGCCCUCUUUCGGGGUGUCCUCGCCUGGCAAGCCCUCCGUGGAGGCCUCCCUGGACGUGGCUGCCCCUAAGCUAGAGGCAGACGUGACUCUACCCUCAGUGCAGGGCGACCUCAAGACCCCUGACCUGAGCAUUCAGCUGCCGUCCGCCGAACUGGAGGUAAAGGCCGGCCAGGUGGGCGUGAAGCUGCCCGAGGGCCAGCUGCCAGAUGCAGAGCUGACCGCUCAGGCUGCUUCAGGAUCGGGCCUCAAGGGCCACCUGCCCAAGGUAGAGAUGCCUAGCCUCAAGAUGCCCAAGGUGGACCUGAAGGGCCCCCACGUGGACCUGAAGGCUCCCAAAUUUGACGUGAAGGGCCCCAAGGGUGAGCUGAGCGGCCCAGACGUGGAGGGGUCGAUGCCCGGCGUCGCCGUGGACAUCCAGGUCCUUGGAGCAAAACCGGAGGGGGACCUUGACUUGGCCGACAAGGACGUGGCCGCCAAAGACAGCAAGUUCAAGAUGCCCAAAUUCAAGAUGCCCUCUUUCGGGGUGUCCUCGCCUGGCAAGCCCUCCGUGGAGGCCUCCCUGGUCGUGGCUGCCCCUAAGCUAGAGGCAGACGUGACUCUACCCUCAGUGCAGGGCGACCUCAAGACCCCUGACCUGACCAUUCAGCUGCCGUCCGCCGAACUGGAGGUAAAGGCCGGCCAGGUGGGCGUGAAGCUGCCCGAGGGCCAGCUGCCAGAUGCAGAGCUGACCGCUCAGGCCGCUUCAGGAUCGGGCCUCAAGGGCCACCUGCCCAAGGUGCAGAUGCCCAGCCUAAAGAUGCCCAAGGUGGACCUGAAGGGCCCCCACGUGGACCUGAAGGCUCCCAAAUUUGACGUGAAGGGCCCCAAGGGUGAUAUGAGAGCCCCGGGCGUGGAGGUGUCCCAGCCGGGCAUCGACGUGGACAUCCAGGCUUCUGGAACAAAGCUGGAGGGGGACCUCGGCCUGACCCUAACCGACAAGGACGUAGCCGCCAAAGACAGCAAGUUCAAGAUGCCCAAAUUCAAGAUGCCCUCUUUCGGGGUGUCCUCGCCUGGCAAGCCCUCCGUGGAGGCCUCCCUGGACGUGGCUGCCCCUAAGCUAGAGGCUGACGUGACUCUACCCUCAGUGCAGGGAGACCUCAAGACCCCUGACCUGAGCAUUCAGCUGCCGUCCGCCGAACUGGAGGUAAAGGCCGGCCAGGUGGGCGUGAAGCUGCCCGAGGGCCAGCUGCCAGAUGCAGAGCUGACCGCUCAGGCUGCUUCAGGAUCGGGCCUCAAGGGCCACCUGCCCAAGGUAGAGAUUCCUAGCCUCAAGAUGCCCAAGGUGGACCUGAAGGGCCCCCACGUGGACCUGAAGGCUCCCAAAUUUGACGUGAAGGGCCCCAAGGGUGAGCUGAGCGGCCCAGACGUGGAGGGGUCGAUGCCCGGCGUCGCCGUGGACAUCCAGGUCCUUGGAGCAAAGCCGGAGGGGGACCUUGACUUGGCCGACAAGGACGUGGCCGCCAAAGACAGCAAGUUCAAGAUGCCCAAAUUCAAGAUGCCCUCUUUCGGGGUGUCCUUGCCUGGCAAGCCCUCCGUGGAGGCCUCCCUGGACGUGGCUGCCCCUAAGCUAGAGGCAGACGUGACUCUACCCUCAGUGCAGGGCGACCUCAAGACCCCUGACCUGAGCAUUCAGCUGCCGUCCGCCGAACUGGAGGUAAAGGCCGGCCAGGUGGGCGUGAAGCUGCCCGAGGGCCAGCUGCCAGAUGCAGAGCUGACCGCUCAGGCUGCUUCAGGAUCGGACCUCAAGGGCCACCUGCCCAAGGUGCAGAUGCCCAGCCUAAAGAUGCCCAAGGUGGACCUGAAGGGCCCCCACGUGGACCUGAAGGCUCCCAAAUUUGACGUGAAGGGCCCCAAGGGUGAGCUGAGAGCCGCGGGCGUGGAGGUGUCCCAGCCGGGCAUCGACGUGGACAUCCAGGUCCUUGGAGCAAAGCUGGAGGGGGACCUCGGCCUGACCCUAACCGACAAGGACGUAGCCGCCAAAGACAGCAAGUUCAAGAUGCCCAAAUUCAAGAUGCCCUCUUUCGGGGUGUCCUCGCCUGGCAAGCCCUCCGUGGAGGCCUCCCUGGACGUGGCUGCCCCUAAGCUAGAGGCAGACGUGACUCUACCCUCAGUGCAGGGCGACCUCAAGACCCCUGACCUGAGCAUUCAGCUGCCGUCCGCCGAACUGGAGGUUAAGGCCGGCCAGGUGGGCGUGAAGCUGCCCGAGGGCCAGCUGCCAGAUGCAGAGCUGACCGCUCAGGCUGCCGCAGGUUACGGCCUCAAGGGCCACCUGCCCAAGGUAGAGAUGCCUAGCCUCAAGAUGCCCAAGGUGGACCUGAAGGGCCCCCACGUGGACCUGAAGGCUCCCAAAUUUGACGUGAAGGGCCCCAAGGGUGAGCUGAGCGGCCCAGACGUGGAGGGGUCGAUGCCCGGCGUCGCCGUGGACAUCCAGGUCCUUGGAGCAAAGCCGGAGGGGGACCUUGACUUGGCCGACAAGGACGUGGCCGCCAAAGACAGCAAGUUCAAGAUGCCCAAAUUCAAGAUGCCCUCUUUCGGGGUGUCCUCGCCUGGCAAGCCCUCCGUGGAGGCCUCCCUGGACGUGGCUGCCCCUAAGCUAGAGGCAGACGUGACUCUACCCUCAGUGCAGGGCGACCUCAAGACCCCUGACCUGAGCAUUCAGCUGCCGUCCGCCGAACUGGAGGUAAAGGCCGGCCAGGUGGGCGUGAAGCUGCCCGAGGGCCAGCUGCCAGAUGCAGAGAUGCCCGCACAGGCUGCAGCAGGUUACGGCCUCAAGGGCCAACUGCCCAAGGGAGAGAUGCCCAGCCUCAAGAUAUGCAAGGGGGACCUGAAGGACACUAAGGUGGAUGAGAAGUGCUCCAAAGGUGAGCUGAUAGACCCUCAGUUGGCGGUAUCCUCGCCUGAUGUUGACGGCCUUUCUAAUGCGGCUGUUGUUUCCUGCCCCUCAUUUUCUUUUCCAAUUACUUCUUCUAAUGCUCGCAUAUUCUUUCCAAAGUUCCAUAAACCAAAAUUCGUAGUUUCUCUUCCUCCAUCCUCUGUUCCAUGUGACUUUUCCAUGCCUGAUCCUGUCCUUUGUCCUUCCCUCAUUCCCCAAAGCGUGGGAGAUUCUGUGUCCUCCGAGGUUGUGACUUCUGAUCCCCCUGUUUCACGUGAUUCUGAGAGAAUCUCAAGCGAGUCCGCAAGUAGUUUUCAACUUGAAGCAACGGACCCGGAAGGAAAGGGAAGGUCCUUUAAAUUGCCCGGCAUCAAGCUACAUCCAUUUAAUUUGUCUCCUAAGAAGCAGGCACGGUCCUCUGAUGAUUGUGAGUCCUUGCAGGUGGACCCUUUGCCUUCUUUAGCUCUGUCUGUGGUGGAAACAGAUACUGCAGUUGGGGGUUCUCAGAUGCAUUCAUCUGUGGAGAAGGAAUCUGAGAAAGGCAGAAGCCGCAAGCUCAGUUUUUCCAUGCCACGCCUUGGACUACCCAAGAUCAAGGGUCCCAAGGGGAGACCCGGCAUCCCACAGGGCGAUGUGAAGCCUUCACUAGUGGGUACCACAGCUGGAGAUGAGUUGGUAUUUCUACAAACCACUGUCAGUGAUACCCAUGUUGGGGACCCUCUUUCAAAAGACGUCACUACUACAGAGCCCUGUAUCAGCUCCCUCCCCAUGACAGUAGAGGCUACUGGGUCCAAAGCUGAUCUUCUGCCUUCCCAAGGGGUCCCGGAUGUCAGAGUUGACAGCAAGAGUCAUAUGCUGGUGGGUGUGACUGCAAGCCAGUCACUUGGGAAACUCACAACACCUGCAAUGGGAGACGUGCUACCAUCCUGUACACAAGGGCAUGACACCCCAGCCAUGGAAAGCCCUGACAUGGCUCCCGUAGCAAAAGAGAUGUCAACAGACUCCCAUGAGCGCUGGUUCAAAAUGCCCAAGUUCCGAGUUCCUGGUUUCAGACGCUCCUCAUCCAGGGAGCGAGAUGGAACUGGGGAACAGGAAGCUACUCAGACGCCGACUCCAGUCAUCGGCAAACGCUUAGAAGCAGAAGUCUCCCUGGGGUCCCCAGAGGAAGGGGCCCAUGUGAGGAGCCCAGAGAGCCCUACAUAUGCCGAUGUUGUAAAACGUGAUCUCCAUGGAACAGGUUCUAUGCUGCACAGCUCCAGUGCUGCAAUGCCCAGCCCUGAGUUAGGGACCCAUGUGGCUAAAGAGUCCUUCUCUCUAGGGGUGUCUGGUGUGAGAGUCUCAGAAACGCAGCUUCCUCCAGAAGGAACAGGCAAGCAGCAGCAUCCUGGGCCAGGAGGAGACAUUCUUGCUGAGGUGGACGCUAGAAUGGCGGACCUGCCUUCCCAGCCCCAAGGGCCUGUGAGACUGAAGGCUUCCCUCACUGAUGCGCCAUCCCACGUCUCUGUGGUGAGCACGCAUCCGAUCUGGGAGGGUUCCGUGUUGACUGUAACAUUCCCCAAACUAAAGGUACCUAAGUUCUCCUUUGAUGCUUCUGGCUCUGAGGCUGAUGUAUUCUUCCCUGUGGUGAGAGAGAUGCAAUGUGCAGAGGUUGGCAUUGACAGUACCACGCAUAAAGAUGGCCCUGGGUUCUGGGAAGCCAGCCUUCUAAAGACAGGAGCUGAGGAUCCCAGAGGGCCACCAGCAAGCCUUGAACAAUCCUUGGAAGAAUCCCCGAUUUCUAAGGUCAGAGUGCACAUUCAGGGGUCUCAAGCUGAGAGUCAAGACGUCACCAUUUGGCACAGGGUGGAACGAGAGGGUGCUGGUUCCUCUGCAUGCCAAGCCUUUUCGACUCAGAUCGUGAGGGAGUCAGAGAUUCCGGCUUCUGCAAUUCAGACUCCUUCUUACGGGUUUUCUUUGCUGAAGGUGAAAAUCCCAGAGCCCCCUGUGCAGGCUAGCGUGUACACAGAGAUUCCCGACUCCCAGGCACAGGAGGACUUGGGUGGAGGUCCCAUGCCAGGUGCUGCAGGGAGACACUCCAUUUCUGGGGACAUCCCACCUGAUGCCGGCGAACCAUUUGAGAUGAUUUCUUCCUGCGCUGACGUGCCACCGAUGUCCCCCGUACCCGAGGUGCCUCCUGGGCCCCAGCUUGCAGACAACACCUCUGAUGAGGAACCAGCAGAGAUUCUUGAGUUUCCUGAGGACAGCCAGGAGGUAAAGACCCCUGAAGCGGCUACAAAACAGAAGCCAGACGGCAAGAAGGCCAGCCUGUUGUGGUCCUGGCUCCCAAGCAUUGGGUUCUCCUCUGUGGGAGAGAUGGAUGCUGGUUCUGGAGACGCCACCCAAAGACCUGAUCCUGUCCACAUGCAGCCUGCAGCUCAGCUGGACCCCGAACUGCCCAGGAAGCAGGAGAAGGCCGGCUGGUUCCGGUUCCCCAAGUUAGGGUUCUCUUCACCUACCAAGAAGAGCAGAAGCAGCAAAGGUGAGGGGGGUCAGGCAGAGCCAAAAUCCCAGGAAGAAACUGUCACCUUUUUUGAUGCCCGAGAAAGCUUCUCUCCAGAGGAGGAGGAGGAGGAAGCCAAGCCUGGGGUGACAAGUGCCACGCCUGGUUCCAAAGCAAUUGUGGCGUCCGCUGCAAGAACAGAACUAGCACUGUUGGAACAGGCUAGCGACACCGACACCGGUGACAGGUCUACACCCAGGCCUGCGGCCAAAUGA
This is a messenger RNA of Phodopus roborovskii (desert hamster), 13380 nucleotides long. RefSeq names its product AHNAK nucleoprotein 2 (gene Ahnak2). Bases 1 to 13380 code for a protein of 4459 amino acids. Gene Ontology annotation, cellular component: cytoplasm; costamere; nucleus. Gene Ontology annotation, biological process: regulation of RNA splicing. The transcript has a single exon. Lineage: Eukaryota; Metazoa; Chordata; Mammalia; Rodentia; Cricetidae. The record is from RefSeq and is a predicted model, not a curated record.